Messenger RNA from Mytilinidion resinicola, 1691 nucleotides. RefSeq lists its product as uncharacterized. The coding region runs from base 1 to 1497 and encodes 498 amino acids. The transcript has 4 exons. Lineage: Eukaryota; Fungi; Ascomycota; Dothideomycetes; Mytilinidiales; Mytilinidiaceae. The record is from RefSeq and is a predicted model, not a curated record.
AUGUCUUUUCAUUCAGAUCUGAACAAUCUCGAAGCUCAGGAGGAUGUAGGCCUCCCUGCAGAAGGCGACGUGUCGAAACCGAGGUCUUGGUCGACAGUAUGGCAACGUUCCACAGAUACCACACAUCGAUCUUUUAGCCUGCCUUCCCUGAAACGUAAAGCAGUCACUGAGAGUAUGCCUUUGGAUAUCCGUCUCCAAGCGAUGGCACUGCUCUUUGGGCUCGGGAAUACACACGCACAACAUUGGCCAGGAAUACAUGUUGUCUGCAGUCGGUUGGAGAAAAAGUUUGAAGUCUUACUACGCGAGGACUUCAACGUCAUCUGGAAAAUCUUGAAGCAAGAGAAGCCAACGGAAGCUCUUGAAGGCUGGCACUGGUGCCUCGCAGUGCUCCGAGGGUUUCAGACUCUACAAGCGGAUGAAAGUGUAAGUAUGGAGAACAUCUACCAGCAUUUGAUCAAACCCAGAUCAGCCGAAUUCAGUGAUUCCGAGAAGGACUGCACUCUUAUUGCAAUCUUUGCAGUACUUUGCUGGACAUCCAUGACGCUAGAUCCGGACCUGGAGCUGUAUCAGACCAAUAAGUCGACGGGAAACAAUCGACACUUGUCUUUCCGCGCGAAAGGAGUCAGCAGGGCAGAUGAUCCUUCCAAGAUCUCCCUUAGCCAAACUGUCAGACGGCCCAUCACAAAGCUCUUCCGUAGUUUGAGGGGUACAUUUAGGGAUUUUGGGCAUGUUGGAACAGCAGCUGGAGCCACAGAUACAGAUACGCUUCACGAAUCGUGUGUCAACUUCUUCUCGCUGUAUACAAUAAGUCGGGUGCGGGUGAAGUGGGUCGAGGACCUGACAUCUCAUCUUGCUUUCGAUCGACAAUCCCGAACACUUUCCGUGUUCUGCUUGCCAACGUUCUGCGUUAGUAGCAUUCUACGGACACAGGAAAUCAAAGUUCUUCAGCAGGUUUCAUCUGAACUUUUCCCCUCAAAUUAUUAUACAGACAGCUUUGACCAGGACAACUCAUCCCUCCACCGCGAGGUACUACUCUCAUACCGUCUACUCUUCGGCCAGUCCUCACGCUCCCGAGCCCUGUCGUUAGAUCUCGUCGAACAGCUCAAAAAGUCUUCCGAUGACAUCGACCCAUUCCUCCCCACCAUCUGCAGCACCUCAACCACACAAUCCCGCUUCCUCCGCCGCUUCACGAAGCCUAGGAUCCCAGCCGAACUAUUACCAGCCUCCAACCUCGACCUCGACAACAUUCCCAUCGAGUCCGACACCUAUUCCUCUCGAGACGACUUCCCGUAUUUCGGACCCCGUCUCCUGGCGUUGCAGCAGUAUAACCUGAGGCAGCAGCCGAGUCGAGUUAGAGAUCUGUGGUGGGAUCGGAGGAACCCGUUGCAAUGGUACACGUUUUGGGCUGUGUUGUGGGUGGGUGGGAUUUCUAUCGUUUUGAGUAUUUUCCAGCUUGUUGCAGCCGUCGUGCAGGCGUACUAUGCUGCACCGAAAUGAUUUCGUGGAGAAGAGGCUACUAGGCUACAGAGAAUUCAAGUGAUGCCAAGAGUUCUUCAAGUUGCUUCUUAGAGCAUGAAUGCGGGCGAAGUUGCUUCUCAAAAGGGUUAGCUGAAUCCAAUCCAAUAUUAGUGCCAGUCUACGGCCGAUGCAUGAGCUAGCAGCCAAGGUCCCGAGGCUGCAGAAGUAGAGAG